UAAAAAGGCGAAGAUGAGUUAGUGCUAGUGUUAAGUGGGAAAUAUUAACUCUAAUAACGUGCUGGACCGGUAAUCUUUUCAAUUAGCACUUAUACGGUUCUAGAUGCCUGAUAAAAAUGAAAAAUCUCCAACCCCCGUGGUUGAAGUGUGCCCCGCAUGGCAAAACACCCUGCAACAAUUGAGGAUCGGCAGUGGCCGCCUACUACACGUAUGAAACGCACCAUCACCAACAUCCGUCUUGCGUCGUUACGCAGGCAGUUCCGUAGAGAUUUGAGAGAAUGGCCGAAUCGAACGUGGACACUGACCGUCAGUCUCCGGCAACACCCAAAAACUUUGAUAGAGUGAACCAGACGCCGAAAAAUAGUGCUAGUUAUCGCGACGCGGGUGCCGUUUUGCUUCAGAACGGCGACCUCGCCAAGAGGCGCGAGGAGUCGCCGUUCGUCUCCCGCGAUGACAAAUCCACCAGUAAAAUCACCAGCCCCAAGAAGUCACCCGCUAGGAACAACUUGGAACUGUUGCUGAACGAGAAGAACGCGAAGAAGAAGCUUAGGAUCAACUCCCUGUACGAAAACUCCGUAGAUUCCGAAUCCGAGACGCUCUUGAAGAAGAACCUCAUCAACAGCAAUAAGGAUGACGAGGAUAAGCCCGUGCUACACGUUCAAUUCGACAGCGACAACAAGAGCGACUCUUCAAUCGCUAAGGAGCCUUGUCCUUCACCCUCAAGUAUUUCAUCGUCUAGUAGCUCUUCGUCGUCCAGUAGCGAAUCGCUGGAGAUAUCGGAAGCCCGCCCGCCCGACGGGGGUUGGGGUUGGGUGGUAGUUUUAGCUUCGUUCGUAGUCAAUUUAAUCGCCGACGGUAUUACUUUUAGUUUUGGUGUAAUUUUCGUUGAAUUUCUCAAGUAUUUCGGUGAAAACCGCGGCACGACGGCAUGGAUAGGCGGGCUCUUCAUGGCCAUGCCGUUAUUGUCCGGUCCGAUAGCUAGCUUCCUCACGGAUAGGUACGGUUGUAGGAAGGUGACGAUAUUUGGUGCCAUCCUAGCUUCGGUGGGUUUCAUCAUCAGUUCCAGGGCAAAUUCCAUGACGGUGCUGUGCAUAACCUUCGGGAUAGUGGCCGGCUUUGGACUCAGCUUAUGUUACGUCGCCUCCGUAGUCAUCGUAGCGUAUUACUUCGACAAGAAACGAUCCUUCGCUACCGGGUUGGCUGUCUGUGGAAGCGGAAUUGGCACAUUCAUAUUCGCUCCUUUAAUCCAACUUCUCCUGGAUGAGUACGGAUGGAGAGGUACCACAUUGAUUCUAGCUGGUCUGUUUCUGAACCUCGUCGUAUGUGGUGCUCUGAUGAGGGACCUGCCCUGGACAUCGGAGAAACAGAAAUCCUUAGCUAAAGAAAGAAAGCGCACCAGGAAUAUGAAGCGUAAAAAUAAAGGUUCGUCUGCCGACUCAUUUUCAGUUAGCAACAGCACCAAUACCGCUAGCGUGCUCCAACCUAUCAUGGAGUCGCAUAAAGAAGACGAAACCGAAGAACUAUCGGAUAGAUUAUGUAGCUCUUUAGUUAACCUUCCAACGUAUCUGAAGAACGGGGAAAAGAUUCCGUUGGAAGUCUUAGAACUCCUCGCCACUCACAAGAACGUCUACAACAUGCUCUUGGUGAACUACCCGAGCUUAUUAGCACCAUCUAGGAGCUUCAGCGAUCCCAGUAAGCUUCACGAAAGCCACAUGUCCUCGAAGCACGCACAUACUCAGCUUCAGUUAUCGUCGCCUAACAAUGUGACUCCACAGAAUCCGCAAGAGGGCUACCUGUGGCUGAACAACAACCAACUGGAAACGUCAAGAGGCCACCACCAUAAAAAGGUUCCCCCGGCUUAUCUAAGAGACUUAAGGAUCCACCGGUUGUCUGUGACGUACAGAGGAGCCAUGCUCAACAUAAACAGGUACAGGCUGAGGGCCAGUUCGUGUCCCGACAUCUACAGGAACUCUAUGACGACCAUCGCUAAGGAGAAGGUGCAGUGGUACGCGGGCCUCUGGGACUUCUGGGACCUUCUGGUGGACAUGUUCGACUUCUCGCACUUUGCCGAUCCGAAAUUUUUCGUGUUUGCCGUGUCAAAUUUCCUGCUCUACACCUGGUACGACGUACCUUACGUCUACCUAACCGACUACGCCAUCAACAACGGGGUAACAAAAGACGCCGCUUCAAUCCUCAUCUCGAUUAUAGGAAUCAUCAACAUGAUUGGAGAGAUUAUACUGGGCUGGGCUGGUGACAGGGCCUGGGCCAACGCCAGUGUCAUCUACGCAGCCUGCAUGGGUCUAUGCGGAGGCAUCAUAGCUCUUGUCCCCCUCAUCACGGACUACAAGCUACUCAGCGCAGUAUCUGGAGCUUUUGGCUUCUUCAUCGCGGCCAAUUACUCUCUCACCUGCAUCAUCCUGGUGGAGUUGAUCACCUUGGACAGAUUCACGAAUGCCUAUGGACUUCUUCUACUUGUACAGGGUCUCGCCAACCUCAUCGGACCGCCUCUUGGAGGUUGGCUAUACGAUAUUACUGGCACCUACGAUCUCCCGUUCUACUUAGCAGGUCUAUUCAUAGCGAUAUCAGGUUUGAUGUUGAUCGUCUUACCAUUAGCAAAGCGUUACAAGCGUUUCGUACAGCGUCAAGCAUCAUCCGAAGCGCCCAUCGAGGAAGACUCUCCGAAAGAACCAAAACUGAACAGCUACUUCGAUCCCAUUAAAGUAAAUGAUGAAGAUCCGGAAGUAGACAAUUCUAGUCGUAUUUAAAUACAAUGAGUAAGAAUGUAUCGCCCCAAAUAAACUUCCACAAGUGAACUUAAAUAAAAGUAGUAUUUUGUAGUACUUUUUUAGAGUAGACAGUUUCUGAAACUUUUCUAUAUAUUAUUAUAUAGGUUGGUAGGUAUUUUGAGAAUUAGUUUGUUCUAAAGUUUGAAACAGUUCAAAGAUUCUGUAUACUAACAGUACGCUUAUCCAUACUGUUUCAGUAAUGAAAGAGCUGAUAUUUCUAGUAAAACGUAAUAAACAGUAUUUGUAAGCAAUUAAGGUUGCACCCUCCUUGUCACGAGUUAUUUACUUAUUAGUCAGUUCUAAGGAGUUCCGUAAUUGUUGGGUUUAAAUGUGUAGAAUAAGGAAAUCAUUAAAGAGAAGGACAUAUUGAGCUGCUUGCUUAAUUCUAAACACAAUUAGAUUUUUAUUGAAUCUCAGGUUUCGAAAAUUAGAUCUGUAUAUAUUUAGACAUUUCCUGGUCGAAAAUCUUCUGUUCGCAAAGAUAUACAUAACCCAGCAGCGUUUGUGGGUAUGUUGUUCAUUCUAAAUAUCACACGCAUAUAAUUCUGUUAGAUCAAUUCUUUUCUCCUAGUAAUUAUAAUAGAGUAGAUUCCGCAACGCGUUGUCCAAUUUUUCAUAUAAUUUUACUAUCGUUUCUAUUAUUUUUGAAGUAAUUUUUCUUCAUGCAUAUUAUUUUUCUAAGACAAUUUUAACUAUCCGCGUUUACUGUCUGAUAUGUAUGGAUCGUUGGUUUGCCAAAAUAAAUAGAAUAUAAAUGUUACUGCUACCGGUAUUCAAAUAUAUCUUGAUAUUUAAUAUAUAAUAUAAUAUCUCUACUCCUCAUUCUAACCACGAGAAUUAGCCCAGAAGUCGAAGACUUGUGCGGGAGAGGAGGCGGCAUAUUAUUAUUAUUAAGCAGGCCGCAUUUGUGCCCAUUUAAUCAUAUUGAUUUUUGUAUUGCUUUUGUAAAUUUUGGCAGUGCAUGCAGAAUAUAUUUGAUAUGUUGGCAGACAAAAGAGAAUAUGCAGCAAAUUCCUUUACAAAAACUUAAAUCGUACUGAAUAACACGUUUUGAAUAGAAAAUUUGUUUUAAGGAAUAUUAAAAAGCAAUUUAUGGGAAAUUAAAUGAAUUACACACUUGUGAAUUGGUAAACUAAUCUUUGCAAAUUUCAUGAAAUUUUGUAGUUAUUUCAAUAUAUUUAUUUAUGGCAGCUUAAUUAAAAAAAUAUACACUUUGUGGUUCUAUUUAGAACAAGUCACAAUUUUUCUACUUUGAAUAUUUGUUAUAUACAGUGUGUUCCAAUUUAUGGGUGUAUAGGCCAUUAGCAUAAGUAACAACAAAUAAAUUAAGUUAAUAUGUUUGUGUAAGAGUGCAAACUGAACUUUUUGUAGCUAUAAAUCAGAAAAAAAUAACAAUCAUAUUACGGACAAAAAAAGUGCUAACACAAUUUUUCAACUAAAAAAAUCAUAUAGGCUCAAGAUUUACAAUUCUGAGUAAGUUAGAGUUUCUAAAUAUAAGUAAUCUUAGUUAAAAAAAAAAAAUUGAACUUAUUGCGUUUAUACGCUUAUAAAUGGAGACACCCUGUAUUCACUGCGUUUCAUUUUUCAUAAAGCCACUCAUAUAUUAGGUCAACCAAUAGAGCGAAUAAAGAGGCUGUUUUUACACUUAAAUAUUACAGCAAGUUUCAUGUAUUACAUUUUGAAAAAUAUUUAGUAAAUGAAAACCCAAGU
Anoplophora glabripennis (Asian longhorned beetle) is the source of this 4496-nucleotide messenger RNA. Its product is annotated as monocarboxylate transporter 12. The record is from RefSeq and is a predicted model, not a curated record. Gene Ontology annotation, biological process: transmembrane transport; monocarboxylic acid transport. Gene Ontology annotation, molecular function: monocarboxylic acid transmembrane transporter activity. The transcript is spliced from 4 exons. NCBI's taxonomy places the organism in Eukaryota, Metazoa, Arthropoda, Insecta, Coleoptera, Cerambycidae. Bases 279 to 2765 code for a protein of 828 amino acids.